Dryobates pubescens (Downy woodpecker) is the source of this 792-nucleotide messenger RNA. It is a transcript of the gene MOCS2, whose product is annotated as molybdenum cofactor synthesis 2. Gene Ontology annotation, cellular component: cytosol. The coding region runs from base 1 to 468 and encodes 155 amino acids. Gene Ontology annotation, molecular function: molybdopterin synthase activity. The transcript is spliced from 4 exons. NCBI's taxonomy places the organism in Eukaryota, Metazoa, Chordata, Aves, Piciformes, Picidae. The record is from RefSeq and is a predicted model, not a curated record. Gene Ontology annotation, biological process: Mo-molybdopterin cofactor biosynthetic process.
AUGGAUGAAAGUGAAGAUGUGCCAAAAGAUUUUAUCAAGCUCAAGUCUGAGAAGCUCUCUGUAGAUGAAGUGUCAGAGCUGGUCAUUUCACCAUAUUGUGGGGCAGUGUCUCUGUUCGUUGGUACUACAAGAAAUAAUUUUGAAGGGAAAAAAGUGAUUUGCUUAGAAUAUGAAGCAUAUACUUCAAUGGCAGAGAUGGAAAUAAAGAAAAUCUGCAGAGAUAUUAGACAGAAGUGGCUGUCCAUCAAACAUAUUGCGGUGCACCACAGACUUGGUGUGGUUCCAAUAACUGAAGCAAGUGUAAUUAUUGCGGUCUCCUCACCACACAGAGCAGAAUCCCUUGAAGCUGUAACAUACUGCAUCAAUACCUUAAAAGCAUCUGUCCCAAUAUGGAAAAAGGAGAUUUACGAGGAUGAAUAUUCUUGGAAAGAAAACAAGGAAUGCUUUUGGGUGAAUUCAGAAAAAUAAUUGCUCUCUUUUAAAAAUAAAGUGCUACUCUUCCUAAUAAGCACACCAGUUAGUUUUGAGUUGUUUUUUUUACAGAGAAUCUAUAUGGUUUUAAGUAGUUGUGGGCAUUUUGAGAUGAAUAAUUUAAUUAGGACUGAAUGAAAUUAAUUAAUUUAAAGCAAUCUUCCCUAAAAUUAUCGGUGGCAAAGCAUUCAGUCCGCUCUGAUACAACCUGUUUUAAUGCAUUUAAUACACUGGUACUCAGCUGCUAUUUCACUGUCUGCAUGGGAGGUCAUAACAGGACAAUUGGGCAUUGUUUUAAUCUCAGAAAGUCUAGUAGGUUUU